AUGGCUCAACUCAAGCAAGACCUCUCCAAUUUGGAAGAAUGCCUUCCACAAACUCUUACCCAAGAGCAACGUGCAAAGGCCAAGACCCAAUUCUACAAAGAACUUGCCGAGAAAGUCCACAGAUUCUACAAGGGUAAAAUCCAAAUCAUGCCAAAAUGCACAUUGGCUGGGUUCAACUGGUUCAACGCUUACUACACUCCGGGCGUCUCACGUAUCUCCACUAACAUCAGAGAUAACAACGAUUCAUCUCUUUACUAUUCCCUCAGAGGAAACUUCGUUGGUGUUGUCUCCGAUUCCACACGUGUCCUUGGUGACGGUGAUGUGACUCCACCAGGAGGAUUGGGAGUUAUGGAAGGAAAAGCACUCCUUAUGAAAUACUUGGGAGGUAUUGAUGCUGUCCCUGUCUGUAUGGACUCCAAGAGAAAUGGCAAGAAUGACCCAGACGCUGUCAUUGAAUUCGUCCAGAGAAUCCAACACACCUUCGGUGCUAUCAACCUUGAAGAUAUCUCACAACCAAACUGCUACAAGAUCCUCGACGUCUUGAGAGAGUCAUGCGACAUCCCAGUCUGGCACGACGAUCAACAAGGAACUGCUUCAGUCACUCUUGCUGGUUUGUUGAACGCUUUGAAGUUGGUCAACAAGAAGAUCGAAGACUGCAGAAUGGUCUUCAUCGGAGCCGGUUCAUCAAACACCACUUGCUUGAGACUUAUUGUCACUGCUGGUGCUGAUCCAAAGAAGCUCGUUAUGUUCGACACUAAGGGUUCACUCCAUUUGGAACGUGAAGAUAUUAAAAAGGAUACCAGAUUCUAUAGAAAGUGGGAAAUCUGUGAGAAGACUAACCCAACCAAAUUCCCAUCUAUCCCAGAAGCUGUUAAAGGCGCUGAUGUCCUCAUCUCACUCUCUACUCCGGGCCCAGGAGUUGUCAAGCCCGAAUGGAUCAAAUCAAUGGGUACCAAACCAAUCGUCUUCUGCUGCGCUAACCCAGUCCCAGAAAUCUACCCAUAUGAAGCUAAAGAAGCCGGAGCUUACAUCGUCGCUACUGGAAGAGGUGACUUCCCAAAUCAAGUCAACAACUCUGUUGGAUUCCCAGGUAUCUUGAAGGGAGCUUUGAUCGUUAGAGCAAGAAAGAUCACUGAUAAUAUGGCCAUUGCUGCUUCUAGAGCUCUUGCUGAUUUCGCUGAGAAGAGAGGAAUCAACACCGAGAACAUCAUUGGUACCAUGAACGAGCCAGGCAUUUUCCCAAAGGAAGCUGCUGAUGUCGCUAUGCAAGCCAUUAAGGACGGAGUCGCCAGAGUUACUGAUCUCACAUGGCAACAAGUUUAUGACAUCGCUGAAAAGGAUAUUAAGGAAGCCAGAGAGUCUGCUCAGCUCUUAAUGGACACUAAACACAUCAUUGAGUUCCCACAAGAACAACUCGACCAAUCCCUUGAAUUUGCCAUUAAGUCCGUUUCUAAUUGA
This is a messenger RNA of Entamoeba invadens IP1, 1458 nucleotides long. RefSeq names its product NAD-dependent malic enzyme, putative. The record is from RefSeq and is a predicted model, not a curated record. The transcript has a single exon. Bases 1 to 1458 code for a protein of 485 amino acids. Gene Ontology annotation, molecular function: NAD binding; malate dehydrogenase (decarboxylating) (NAD+) activity. Lineage: Eukaryota; Evosea; Mastigamoebida; Endamoebidae.